CAGUGACGUAAAGGUCAGCUGCUGAAAGGUCAGACACAUUGUAUCCAAGAUGUCGGCCUCCUUGUGUCGGUGCUACCAGCUUUGUAUUGCACGGAGUGUGCAUGUCCUGUCUGCACGAUCCUAUGUGUCCCCCUUCAACAGAGCCCACGUGUACAGGAUAUGCAGGACCCCCAUAGCACAGCCACAGGUGCAGUACUCUUCGCGCGGCGGGGGGCGGAAAGGCUUCCUGUCCGAGUUCGUGGACAGCGUCAAGCAGGAGCUCAACAAGAACAAGGAGAUGAAGGAGAACAUCAAGAAGUUCAGGGAGGAGGCUCAGAGACUGGAGGAUUCAGAUGCACUGAAGCAAGCCCGGCGGAAAUACAAAACGAUUGAAUCAGAAACUGUGAAAACAUCAGAGGUGCUAAAGAAGAAAUUUGGAGAGCUGUCGGAAACUGUGAAGGAGAGUCUGGAGGAGGUGGGCCGCUCGGACCUCGGGAAGAAGAUCAAAGAGGGGGUGGAGGAGGCGGCCAAAACAGCCAAACACUCAGCAGAGUCUGUGAGCAAGAGCGGAGAGAAACUGGGCAGGACCGGAGCCUUCCGAGCCAUCUCUCAGGGAGUGGAGACUGUGAAGAAAGAGAUUGAUGUCCUGGGACAGACGGGCUCGUACCGCCCCCCUUCCCGGCUGAGGAAGAGGACCGAGUUUUCGGGGAAGUCCGGAUCUGCAGAGGACAAGGCCUUCGAACCCAAUGAAGAUGCCAUGGGGGUCGUACUGCACAAGGACUCCAAGUGGUACCAGCAGUGGAAGGACUUCAAAGACAACAAUGUGGUUUUCAAUAGGUUCUUCGAGAUGAAAAUGAAGUACGAUGAGAGUGACAACGCUUUCAUCCGCGCCUCCCGGGCCGUCACGGACAAAGUCACAGACAUGAUAGGCGGGUUAUUUUCCAAAACGGAAAUGUCCGAGGUUCUGACGGAGAUCCUCAAAGUGGAUCCCACGUUCGAUAAAGACGUGUUCCUGAAGCAGUGCGAGCAGGACAUUAUCCCCAAUAUCCUGGAGGCUAUGAUCCGAGGAGAGCUGGAUGUCCUGAAGGACUGGUGUUACGAAGCUACUUACAGCCAGCUGGCUCACCCGAUCACGCAAGCCCGGGCCAUGGGACUGAUGUUCCACUCCAAGGUCCUGGACAUUGACAACAUUGACCUGGCCCUGGGGAAGAUGAUGGAGCAGGGCCCGGUGCUGAUCAUCACGUUUCAGGCUCAUCUGGUCAUGGUGAUCCGUGGCCCCAAGGGAGAGGUGGUGGAGGGUGACCCUGAGAAGGUGUUGCGGAUGAUGUAUGUGUGGGCGCUGUGCCGCGAUCAGGACGAACUGAACCCCUCCGCAGCCUGGAGACUGCUGGACAUCUCCGCCUCCAGUCAGGAGCAGGUCCUCUGAGCAGGGGCCCCUCUCUCGCCCAGGGCCAGGGGCCACAGCGUUGCAGGGGGGGUGGACGGCUCCUCAAGUCCCGGCAGCGGCCCUACAAACACUGCCCCAGACUGCUGUUCAGUUCCACUGCCUUCAGUGCCCGUGGCUCGCCCUCGGGACACAGUGCUGGUCUGUUUGACCAUGGGAUUGUAAAGUCUUUGAGGGCCACUGGAGCAGUUUACACCCAGAUGGAGACUCGCUGGCCACUGGCCAUGCCAUUGUAUCUUAGUGCCCAACACAGCUACCAUGCACGUCAAGUCAAAUAGGACUUUUUUUUUGGGGGGGGGGGGGGGGGGGGGGGUUAUGGUGCCAUAAUAUAAUGAGGUUUUAAAUAAGGGCUGCUUUUGAAACUCGAACGCACACAGAGUUUGCCAGUUUCCAGGAUGAUGAGAGUUGGACAGAAUCCAACAUCUGGAGGCUUGGGUUGCAUGCGAGAUGAAUUUGGUCGACUGCACGCACUUUGGCACAAAUGUCAGUCUCUGCUUGAAAGGCUUUUACAGAGUACACUGUUCAAGCUUCAAGAUCUUAUCCAAACAGAGACUGGCAGUUGUACCAAACUGUGUCAAAGCAUAUUGGGUGUCAAGCGUGGAUGCCUGUUUGUCUGUGUGGUUUUGCAUCAACUCUUGCAGAUCCCUUAGAGGGAUGCUGUUUUGUGAGCACCCUGGGUCUCAUUGCAUUUCUAAAGAGGAGAUUAAAAGCUCCUGAAUUUGGUUUCCAACACAAGAAUUCUGCUGACAUUUAACAGGACUGCCAUAGUGGGUCACUUGCUUUUUCACAUUGUAAACUUAUCUCAUUACUAUAGUAUUAGGUAUCCCCUGCAGGGUUGGGUACCACAAACAUCACAAUCUAGCUUAUGGUGCACUAAUGAAGACUAUAUCCUUGCAUGAACUUUUACUGCAGGACGUCAUUCCACAGGCUGGCAAUGUAGGUGUGGGUGACGUACCUUUUAACAGAUCGAUUUGAAGGGUAAAUCUGGGGAACUGCUUGACCAGUUUUGCUGCCACUGCAUGGCAUUCUGAGGUUUUCAGCAUGCUUUGAAUGUAGGAGACUGUGACCUUACUGUGACCCUUUGCUAGAGGGUAUGUAUGUCGCUGAUGCACAUUGCGUUCUUUGAGACUCUGCUGAACUGUACCACACACGCGCUGGGUUAGUGGUCUUUGUGUGUGUCGGGAGAUUCCAUUAAACCACCUGUAUUUUGAUGUCGAUAAAGGUUCUCAAGAUUGAGGUUCUAACAAUUCACUGUUUUGUCCGAGACGUGUAGGUGAGCACUUGAGAGUUAGUCAGACCCCAGUGGCUUAAAGGACGUGGAUAUAGUGUAAUAAUUCCUGUAAUGCGAGUUGCCAUCCAGUCGUGGGUCCGGUGCUUUCCUGUAAGAUAGAGGCACACAUUCUGGUAACAGGCUGUUCAUAGGAAAAACAGCGAUGGAUUACCGAACAAAACUUCCAAGAGGUGAAGAAGAUUGAGUCCUGAUACCUGGGCUCUCCUCCUCUAAACCAUAGCUGCUUUUCCUGUGUUUCUGAAUCAAUCUUGCUGCCUCAUCCAUUCGUUUACAGGAAUUAAUUUGCUGUAUUUGUGCCCUUUUUAAAGAGAAAAAGGAUGGUUUAACAACUUUUUUUAAAUUGUUUUUUAUAUACCAAUAGAUCUUGAAAAACAAAGUAAGUGGGGUUCUGUUGGGUGUGGUGGAACUCUUAUGUAUUUUUGUCAGAGCUGUGACUGGUGCAAACAGACAACCAUUUGCUUCUCUUCCCUGGGGAGAGAUUUUCCAGCAGAACGUUGCCCCUGUAUGUUGGUAGCCUGCCCCUUGUGUUGACUGUGUAUUGCAGCACCAGUUCUGCAACAUGGGAACGCGCGGUCUCUGUGUAUUGUUUGUAUUAAAUAAACAUCCAUGCUGGUGUUUUUAACCAGUGUAAACUCAUUUGAACAGAAAACAUGUGGAGUCUUGUCUCUGUAGCUUUUGCCCAGAAAAUUGUCCCUGUUUUUGUUUUUGCAGGGAUGGAAAUAAUACUCCCAUUGCAUAGCAGUUUGAUCCUGGUUUUACUGUAUACAUGGUGGAUAACCAAGCUCGUAGUAAAACCUGGAAUGGGUGAAACUGCUAUGCAAUAGGAGU
This is a messenger RNA of Polyodon spathula (Mississippi paddlefish), 3542 nucleotides long. Its product is annotated as mitochondrial import inner membrane translocase subunit TIM44-like. Gene Ontology annotation, molecular function: protein-folding chaperone binding. Gene Ontology annotation, cellular component: mitochondrial inner membrane. NCBI's taxonomy places the organism in Eukaryota, Metazoa, Chordata, Actinopteri, Acipenseriformes, Polyodontidae. The coding region runs from base 50 to 1405 and encodes 451 amino acids. The record is from RefSeq and is a predicted model, not a curated record. Gene Ontology annotation, biological process: protein import into mitochondrial matrix. The transcript is spliced from 13 exons.